AUGACCUCAAGGUUGAACAGUCAAUAGAAAAUUAAAUGCGCAUGCGUAAGUAGAAUUCCGUCAAACAGUGUUUGGCGCGCUGAUAAUACGAGGUUGCUUGAUCACGAUGAAAUUACUUCUUUCAUUAGUCAGUCGUCAGUUAUCGUUCAUUUCCCACGUUAAACACCACUACACUGCGACUGUGUAUCUAUCUCCAUUCUGAAAUGUCGUAUUUGAUAAAUAAUAAAGAAAUGGCUCGGCAGAACGGUAUUGUUCAACCUUUGCUAACUGAUUUAUACCAAAUAACUAUGGCUUAUGCAUAUUGGAAAUCGGGAAAAGUUGCUGAUACUGCAGUCUUUGAUUUAUUUUUUCGCGCUAAUCCAUUUCAAGGAGAGUUUACUAUUUUUGCCGGACUUGAAGAAUGUCUCAAGUUCUUAGAAAACUUUCAUUACUCUGACAGUGACAUUGAAUAUUUAGUUCAAACACUGCCUGCUGACAUUGAGCCUGAGUUUUUUGAAUAUCUAAAGGAUUUGACAUGCAAGGAUAUCAAAUUAAGUGCAAUUGAGGAAGGAUCUGUGGUUUUUCCAAGAGUCCCCCUAUUGAGAGUUGAAGGCCCCCUAAUAAUUACGCAAUUGCUGGAGACGACCUUAUUGACUUUAGUUAACUUCGCAAGUUUAAUGGCCACAAACGCCGCCCGAUAUCGAAUGGUAGCGGGAAAGAAUGUGUCUUUACUCGAGUUUGGAUUGAGAAGAGCACAAGGUCCAGAUGGAGGACUCUCUGCGUCUAAAUAUUCUUAUAUCGGUGGAUUCGACGGGACCAGCAAUGUUCUUGCCGGGAAGAUGUUUCACAUACCUGUCAAAGGGACUCACGCACACUCGUUCGUGACCUCAUUCAGCACCCUCGACGACCUACAUACAGUCAUACUCAGACACGCAGAGACACAAAAACAAUGCAACCUCCUCGAACUGGCCGUAGACUGGCGGAGGCAACUAUCGGCAGUCAUUGACGUGUCCCCAGAAGAGGCGAGCGAUGGUGAACUGGCCGCCUUGAUAUCCUACGCCCAAGCUUUCCCCUCGGGGUUCUUGGCAUUAGUGGACACUUACGAUGUGAAGAGGUAUAAUUUUCAAGGCUUACCGUCACGACACAGACAGCAUACGAAUGGGCAUUCCGGCUACAAUAGCAACUGUGGAUCCAAUGGUCGUAGAGUUCGAAACUCGACUAUACGUAGUACGUGUGGAUAUAGCACGGUCGAACGCACACUGAGCUACGCGUUUCUUAACAGGAGUGGUCUAUUGAACUUUUGCGCCGUAGCGCUUGCGUUGAACGACUGUGGAUAUAAAGCAGUUGGGAUCCGCAUAGACAGUGGCGACCUGGCGUACUUGUCCGUACUUGCUCGAGACACUUUCCACCAGGUUGCGGAGAAAUUCCAGUUGCCCUGGUUCACGAAUCUGACUAUUGUGGCAUCGAAUGAUAUCAACGAAGAGACCAUACUCAGUCUACACGAACAAGGUCAUGCGAUUGACUGUUUCGGAAUUGGAACCCAUUUGGUGACUUGCCAACGCCAACCAGCUUUAGGAUGUGUGUACAAACUAGUGGAGAUAAAUGGACAGCCCCGGAUCAAAUUGAGUCAGGAUGUGGGCAAAGUAACGAUACCUGGCCAUAAAGAGGCGUACAGGCUGUUCGGUGCAGAUGGGCACGCAUUGAUAGACUUGCUCCAACGUUCUACGGAGCCUGCGCCAGAGGUGGGGCAGAAAGUUCUAUGUCGGCAUCCGUUCCAAGAGUCGAAGAGAGCUUAUGUUAUACCGAGCAAAGUGGAACAUCUUUAUAAGGUGUACUGGACGGAGGGACGAAUAUGUAUCUACCCUAAGCCGCUAGUUGAGGUGCGAGAGAGAGUGCAGUCAUCCCUGCGUACUUUACGACAGGAUAUAAAGAGAAACCUGAACCCCACUCCGUACAAGGUGGCCGUCAGCGAUAAUCUAUACACGUUCAUACAUGAAUUGUGGCUUCAAAAUGCGCCCAUUGGUGAAUUAUCAUGAGAUACGUAGACAAUGAAUUGAUCUUGGCUAAAAAUCGGUGCGUUCAAAUUCUAAGCCAUAUCCUACGGGAGAUAAUAAAUAGGCUUAUUCCAGGAAAACAAAUUAAGUUAGUUAUGUGUUUGUAACACUGCUAGAGAUGUAACGUGUUAGUUCUGCCUACACGAAUUUUUAGAUUUCUACUUCACAUAUUCGCCUAGGUUUAUGAAAAUGAAUUCGGUGGAGCAAUGAAACAAAUGCUGUAUUUGUAAAACAAGGUUUUAUUCCAACUCUUGUUUAGUAGCAAAUUCGCAUAUCCACAUGUUUGUAAAUGUUUGAUACGGUAGACCGUACGUAAUCUAUAAUUCAUCUUCAUCUGGUAUUGUGUGUAAAAGUUAUUAUUAUUCCAAAAGAUAUAUAAUUUUUGUAUUUUAGAUACAUUAUGAAUUUCAUUUCCUACAACAAGUUUCUUAGGCAACAUUUUUAAACAUUUUUAGCGUUUAAUCUAUCUUAAGUCACUUACAUGACAAUGAAAUUCAAUAAUAUUUAUUUCUAUUGUAAUCUUUAAUCUUGUUUGAGGUACUGAUCUAUUAUUAUCCCAUUUCCAAAUAUUAAAAAAAACAUAUUAUAUCAUUGUGUUAGAAAGUAUUGCAAUGUUUUAAAAGACACGUAGUAGUUAUAAAAUACCAGAGAAAUCGUGCUUAUAUUGGGUGAAUUGUUUGCAUUUAGGCGUUUUAUAACCCGUGUGCUAAAAGUUUUAUUACAAUAGAACACGUUUUAAGCGUAUUUUACUCGUACCUACUAUUGGAUAAUUUAAAAUUUAUGCUGGGUAUCCGACUUAUUACAAGUCUCAGUCAUGUAUAAAGGAUUUUUGGAUUUGAAUAAUGAUUGCAUGUUGGCUCAGAAGCUCAGAAGUAUCGAAUCUUUAAAUAUAAUCAAUAUUCAUACAAAAAUUGAGUCGCUGGUGUCAUUUGUUGAGAGAAAAAUAAAACCCAGUUUUAACAGAAUCUGUGAUAGAUAUCCAAACAACAUUUUUCUACAAGAAGCAGUAACUAGUCAAAAUUAUUUAUAAAUUUCGCUAGCUUGUUAAUCGUUAUGAGCAUUCCUAAACCUCAGUAGUUUAUAGAUUUGAUAAAAAAAUAUGUUUGUGGUCUAAAAGUUAUAAUUUAUUACGUCCGACGUGACGGGCGGCGACGCGAAGGGUUUUGAAAUUAUUCCACCGCAAUUAGACUGUAAUAGGUACUCUUUUAGGAGUGUAUUUGAUUAAAAAAACGGUAUCUAACUUAAUAACAUUGAAACCAGUGUAACGUAGGAAUUCUUCCAGUUUUUUUUUAAACAAUUAAUUAGGUAUUGAAAUCAUCAUAGAUAAUUUAAAUUAUCUUUCACGCAACCACUGCACCGCGUUCGCAAUAAAUAAUAAUUAAGUUUCAUUAAGACUAAAUAGCUUUUACUUUUUUAUGUAUAUGUAAAAUAUUAUGUUUGCAUCGCCAAAGGCGUUAUAUUUUACUUUGUAACAAUAAUUUAAUGCCUAAUACAUUUAAUUCUUGGUACAAAAUACAAUCUAAUCUAAGAUAUAUUAUGUAAGUGUUUAGCUAAGGAGUAAGUAAUAAUAAUAAUAGUAAUUGAGUUUAUAUUU
Messenger RNA from Pararge aegeria (speckled wood butterfly), 3627 nucleotides. It is a transcript of the gene Naprt, whose product is annotated as nicotinate phosphoribosyltransferase. Bases 204 to 2015 code for a protein of 603 amino acids. NCBI's taxonomy places the organism in Eukaryota, Metazoa, Arthropoda, Insecta, Lepidoptera, Nymphalidae. Gene Ontology annotation, biological process: NAD+ biosynthetic process. Gene Ontology annotation, molecular function: nicotinate phosphoribosyltransferase activity. The record is from RefSeq and is a predicted model, not a curated record. The transcript is spliced from 11 exons.